Molecule: messenger RNA, 1516 nt
Organism: Exophiala mesophila
Lineage: Eukaryota; Fungi; Ascomycota; Eurotiomycetes; Chaetothyriales; Herpotrichiellaceae
Exons: 1
Coding region: 112-1473 (453 amino acids)
Source: RefSeq, a predicted model, not a curated record
UAUAGAUGUCGCAAAAGAAACCCCAGUUUCAGACACUCAAUCAAACAGUUGUCGCAUCCGAAAACAAAGCAUGGAACUUAGAAGAACACCUUAACUACUAGAAGAAAAACAAUGGCAUCCGUUGACGACAUAGCAGAGUCGCCUCGGCGACCAUACAAACGUAAGCUGACCGAGGCUCGACGAGAACAGAAUCGCCAGGCCCAGAAGUUAUGGCGUGAGAGACAGAAGCAGAAGCGCGACGAGGACAUGAAAGCCAAAGUCUUGGAAUCAUUAUUCCAACAACAAUCAACUCCCACUGUCAGCGACUCGUUGGAGAGUCGCCAUGAACAAGACCAUGGACUCUCACAACAACAUCAACAAUCACUUCAACCACCGUCGACGUCAAGUGUGACGACUCUUGACACUAUGCAGGAAGUGACUGAACAGGCGCCACAACCAGAAUCAUCAUUACCUUUACCACCUCUCCCAGACCCAGAUUUACCAUUGGAUGUUGCACUUUAUUAUUAUAUUCCCCCCGAACCAGGCCACGAGGACAUGCGACACUUGUGGCCUGUCCCUGAGGAGCUAUAUCUCAAGAUUUACAAAAAGCCACCGCCGAGUCCGAUUGGAAAACAGUGGAAUUCCGCACAGGCAUUGCCCAUAGGUUCUACCUUCUCAGGCUAUCCAAGACAUCAUUCCUUAGGUCCAAUCACUCCAGAAUCCUCAUGGGCAUCAGAGACGAGUGCAUAUCCAUCACCAUAUCUAAACCAUCUCCAACUUGUCGGUGAAUCCUGCUUUUCAGCCACCCUUUCCAUCGCUCAAAGCAUUGGAAUCGCCCGCCCCGCAUAUCUCAACGACCACCCAUCUCCCUUCACUGGCUCGAACAAUUCGACUCUAAAUCUCAACGCCUUACCCAAAGAUCUACGCCCCACUGGUUACCAAUUAAUGCUCCCACACCCCUGUUAUCUCGACUGUAUCCCCUUUCCUCAUUUCCGCAGCGUGGCAAUUUAUCUGUCGAGUGAGAAACGACUCGAUCAUCUCAGUCUGUUUCUGGACUUGAUGCACGAUGGACUUGUCUGCUGGGGUCGAUCACGGGCUAGUGCCAGGAAUGGAAGGACUAUGGGCGAUGGUGUGGCGUGGAGUCGCCGGAGUUGGGAAGCAAGACCUUGGUUUUGGCGGAAAUGGGGUUGGAUGGCCAAGGCGAGUUUGGAGGAUUUGCAGUGGUUGUCUUCGAGUCCGAGUCGGGUGGAUGAUGAAUUUGAUGAUCAGGAUGCUAUGUUGAGUGGGAGUCAGUGGUGGUGGAAUAUGAAUGGUGAACAGGAUGAUAAUGAUGACGACGACCGUGGUGAUAGUGGUGGUGGUAAUGGUGACAAUGUCAUUCCUCAUGAUCCUACUGGUGGCAGUGGUCAAGAAGAAUUCGGUGUCAUGUUGAGUCGCAAUUUCACUUGCAAUGUCGGCAUUCGAGAUAAAGCGGAAGUGGUCCCAUGGGAUUGAUAUUGCUUGUGGGAUUAUAUGUACAAUGAAACAGAGAUAUAAG